Messenger RNA from Clonostachys solani, 1785 nucleotides. The record is from the annotation of a GenBank genome assembly. Lineage: Eukaryota; Fungi; Ascomycota; Sordariomycetes; Hypocreales; Bionectriaceae.
AUGGACGGACUGGACGGUCGAGUGUCGGCCGACAUGGUGGGAUCAGGCGAUGCGUGGAGGAGAGGGGACACGCUGCAGCACCACUCCCGGAUCUUUAGCCAGUUUCUCGCCCACGAUGACACAGACGAGAGCCUGGAUGGCCGGUUCUUCGUACCCUCGUACCUUCGAGGUUCCACAUACAUGCGCAAACUCGCAGAGGCGCACAGGACGAAGCAGAACGAGUCGAAGCGGUCUGCUGGGAGUGACCUUGCGGCCGACAUAUCAGCGUUUCCAGACCCCGUUCCGUCUGGAUCCCACAGAGGGCUGUCUCAUCAGAUUAUCGAGAGACAAUCGUCGUCCCAGGACGAAGAUGUCUUGACGUCGCUCCCUUCAAAGUGGAAUAAAUCUGAUAUGUGGUCCAAUAUCGAAAUCCAGCCAGAUGGCCGGACUGUGAAGUAUACCGGGCCCAGGAGUCAUAACGAGCGUGAUCAUGAGGCCAGCGCUGUUCGGGCCGAGAACCACAUGCCCGCUCAGUGUGGUAUAUAUUACUAUGAGGUAGAGAUUGUAUCAAGUAAAAAGGAUGAUACCACCAUCGCUGUCGGCUUCUCGACAAAGAACGCAACCUUGUCCCGAUCGAUCGGCUGGGAGCCUGAGUCCUGGGCAUAUCAUGGGGAUGACGGGAGAUGCUUCACAGCCCACAACUCGGGAAGACACUUUGGUCCGGCUUUUAACCAGGGAGAUGUUAUUGGUUGCGGUGUCAACUUCCGCGAAAACACUGCCUUCUUCACAAGAAACGGCGUCAAGAUUGGAAGCGCUUUUGAUGACCUUCGAGGAAAGCUGUAUCCUGCCAUAAGUCUGAAGAAGCCUGGAGAAACAAUCCGCGCCAACUUUGGCCAGCAUCCUUUCGUGUACAAUAUCAACGACAUGGUGAAGGAACAACGAGAAAAGAUCCAACGGGAUAUCGAGGGGACCACCACGUCUCAUCUGGACCCUGACCUGAACGAAUCAGAGCUUCUUCAAACUCUGGUCUUGCAAUUUCUCCAACACGACGGAUACGUGGAGACGGCCCGUGCUUUUGCGGACGAAAUAACCGUCGAAAAGGAAGCGCUAUCGUUGGAUCCCAAUGCCAAGGUUGCUGGCACCAGCAUCAAGGACGAUGAGGAUGCCAACAAUAGACAGCGUAUCCGGGCGGCAAUACUCGAAGGGGACAUCGAUAGGGCUCUCAAGUAUACAAAGACGUACUACCCCGACGUACUGGACCACGACGGAUAUGUAUACUUUCGCCUGCGAUGCCGGAAGUUUGUGGAGAUGAUAAGGAAAGCUGCUCAGAUGAGGCUGUCGAUGGAUACGCCCAGGAACAAUGGCCAUUUGGGGGCCUUGAUCUCACAGCACAUGGAUGUUGAUGAGAACAUGGAAUUAGACGAGGAGCAUCUCUCGUCGGAGAUUGAGGAGCUCGAGCGGAACAUGCUGAAGUAUGGCCAGACUCUGCAGGCAGAGUAUGCCAAUGACCCACGGAAAGAAGUUAGCCAGGCCCUUGCCGACAUCUUCCCUCUGGCCGCCUACGUGAACCCGCUCAAAGAACCCAUGUUCAGCCAUUUAUUGGAUAGGUCGGGUCGGGUGGCCGUGGCCGAGGAGCUCAACUCGGCUAUCCUAAUGUCUCUGGGCAAGUCAUCACGCGCCGCUCUCGAGAAGGUUUAUGCCCAAACCACGGUCCUCUUGGAGGAUCUGCGGCAAGAGGGUGGAGUUGGAGCUUUCGUCUCUGUCCAGGAUAUUGUUGACGAUAUCUCUAAACAUCAUCAAUUCUAA